Molecule: messenger RNA, 2305 nt
Organism: Lepidothrix coronata (blue-crowned manakin)
Lineage: Eukaryota; Metazoa; Chordata; Aves; Passeriformes; Pipridae
Gene: MCPH1
Product: microcephalin 1
Biological process (GO): mitotic cell cycle
Source: RefSeq, a predicted model, not a curated record
GCGGGUUUGAACGGUGGCGGGUGUCGGAGCCUCCCGGGUUGUGGCGGCAAUGGAGCCCGUUCUGACAGGUGUUUCUGCAUUUGUAGAAGUUUGGUCAUCUAACAGAACAGAAAAUUACUCAAAAACCUUUGAACAGCAACUUCUUGAUAUGGGAGCCAAAGUCUCAAAAACUUUGAACAAACACGUGACCCAUGUAGUCUUCAAGGAUGGACGUUUGACUACAUGGAAAAAAGCACAGAAGAUGGGUGUAAAAAUAGUUUCUGUACUUUGGGUGGAAAAGUGUCAAGAAACUGGAGUACGUGUUGAUGAGUCCUUAUUUCCUCCACUGAACACUAGUGAAGAAUUUCCACUACUGAUCAAAAAACACAAAUGUAUGCAGCCAAAAGAUUUUGUUGAAAAAACUCCAGAAAAUGAUAGAAAGCUUCAGAGAAGACUGGACCAGAUGGCUAAAGAUUUAGCUAUACAAAAGACAACAAUUAAUGCUGAAACGGAUGUACCAGUUUUACUAUUUGAAGACAAUGGUUCACUUAUAUACAGCCCUGUUAAUAAGAUGAAAGAUCAAUGCAAUGCAAUUGAAAGAGGAAUGAAGGAUAUGAAGAAAAAAAAUCUUUCUUCUACUGGAGAACAAAUCGAAGACUGCUUGAACUCAAGUUAUGAUUAUCUCUGGGGAACUGAGAAAUUAAAGAGACAGAAAACAGAGGUAGUAGAACACUCCUGUGAUACUUGGACUGAUAGUCUUGUAUCCACGAGUGCAUCAGUGAAUUCUUCAUCACAGGGCAAUGAGCGAAAAAGCUUAACACCAAAACGACAUACCAGAAGUAGUUUAACAAAGAAACAGAUUAUACAGCGCACUUUGGAUGACAAAUUGUCUUUAGAAAAGAAACAACCAAAGUCUCCAAAGAAAAAUCAGAAGAAUGAAAAGAGCAAGACUACUUCAAUUGCAAAUGAAAGUUCUCUUCUCAGGGACUUCGAUCAUAUUACUCCUUCCAAAAAAUUAGUGCAGCUAAAUACUGUUCCUUCUUUGAUUGACAGUCUCUCUAAUUCACCUAUGAAUAGUGAAGACUUAAAUACGUGUUCACUGGAUAAAAGCUUCCCUGAUGACAAAAAUGAUAGUAUUCUUGAAGUCAAGAAGAGGAAGAAACUACAACCAUUACCUAAUUUGAAGUUGUUUACCUCAGAACUGAGUGCAUCAGGGUCUAAAGGGCUCUUGCAAGCAGUUACUACAUAUAGCAAGUCGUAUUGUACUGAAGAGGCUUCUUAUGAAGACUUCUUUUCAUCAUCUAGUUUAAAUGAAAAUCAGGUACAGAUAAGAGUGCCAGAUGAAUCACAGAGUCGUCCUGAAGUUUGUUGCAAAGACUCUUUUACCAGCAGAGACUUCUGUCAUGUGAGUUUCUCUAAGCCACAUAGUACUACCAAGAAACAUAGGGAAAAGUCUAUUUCAGUGCAUGAUUUUCCAGUAAAGAAAAAAUUCAAACCAGCUAAACUUCCCGGAAACAGGCCGUUAAAUAUAUCAGGUGGCACUGCAGAGGCUCUAGAUUCUGGUGAUGUGAACAGGCUGCCUCAGCACGCUCAUGGAAAGUCCUACAGAAACAAUGUGAAUUACUGUGCUCAUACUACUGGUGACGAAAAUGAAGUUUCAGAGUGUCAUGUUACUGAUGGCUCUUGCAAAGUUUUUAAUGAAUGAAAGAAUAAAUGCAAUGGAGGAUUAAGAAAAACUAGAAGACUCCGAGUGCUAACAAGGAGACUGGUUAUGACUGAUAUAAGUGCUCAGAAACAUAAUACAGUAAUUCAGAUGAUGAAAAGAACUUGGAGACUUUUGUUCUCAAAUGAUGUAUGUGAAAGAAGAAGUCAUGUAGUUACUGGGGAUCCUCAUCAUACCUUGAAUGUUAUGCUGAGAAUUUCUCAUGGGUGUUGGAUUGUUUCUUAUGAAUGGGUUCUGUGGUCUUUGGAACUGGGCCAUUGGAUUUCAGAGGAACCAUAUGAGCUUUCGUCCAGCUUUCCUGCAGCUCCUAUCUGCAGACUUCAGUGUCACCUAUCAACAGGAAAAUACUAGCAGAAUCUUUUUUCAAACCAGCCUGUCAUGUUUAUACCUCCUACCAGUCAACCACCCUGCAAAAAGCUCAUUGAACUUAUACAGCUGUCAGGGGGGAAAAUACAUAAAGCCUCACAUCAGGCAAAAAUCUUUAUAAGAAAAAAACCAGGAAAGAAGUACCAGGAAAUAAUAUAUUUAUCAUAAACAUGUGUAUUAGAUUCAAUCACUCAGUAUACAAUAUGUCCCAAGUAAAACCACAUUUUUCAGCUGUGA